Molecule: messenger RNA, 871 nt
Organism: Paramecium pentaurelia
Lineage: Eukaryota; Ciliophora; Oligohymenophorea; Peniculida; Parameciidae
Source: the annotation of a GenBank genome assembly
AUGAACCUAUUUAUAAGAAAUAUUAAAACAAUAUGUUUAAGAUUGAAAACUAUUGAUCAGGAAUUCAAAAAUACCACAUAAAAGUAAUAUAUAAAAAAAGAUAAUAAUUUCUAAAUCUAAGAUCAAAAUAUAUAAAUAAUCAAAGAACUCAGAUACAUAUAUAUUAAUUAUACCAAGUUAUUUGAAUAUCCAAUUCUAAGCAAUUUGAUAAACAUAUAAGAAUUAAUUUUGAUAUCUUUUAUACUCUUAAUUAUUAUUGUAGAAUAAAUAAGCAAUUUUAUGAUAAAUCUUCACUCUCUAUAUUCAUAUCAACAAUUAGAACCAAAGAUAUAAAACUAAAUCAAUCCUUAAAUUUUAUAAAUUAAAAAUCAAAAUAAUUUAAUUAAAAAUAAUUAAAAUAAUAAAACAAACAAUACACUAAGCUAAGUCAAUCCUAAAAAUAAACUCAUUCAUUCUAUCAUUAAGCAGAAACUACACAAUCAAUCGAAAUAAUUAAAUAUCUACUAAAAAAAACAAUGUGAUAAUCAUUCCAUCAAAUUCAUUUUUGAUUUAACACCUCUAUCAAACCAAUCUAAAAAAUGUAGAAUACAUUAUAAAAACAGACUCAAAAUUAGUUGAAUCAUUGAAAAAUUAAUCCAUAUAUAUGAUCAACAAAGAUUCAAUUUAAACAAUUCACCUUCUAUUCAAAUCAAUUUUAAUUAAAAUUAUAAUAAUGUAUAAUUAAUUCUUAAAAUACAACAAUCUUAAAUUCGUUAAAGAAGAUGAAAUUUUGGAAUCGCAUUUCAAAUGGAAAAAUUAUAGCCUAACAUGCAUCUGCCAAUCUAAAGAAUUUUUAACCACUUUAAUCAUUGACCACAAAUUUAGAAAUUGA